CAUUUCCAAGCUCAGCUUCUUCUUCCUCCUCCCUCCAUUGCCAGGGACCACACUUCAUCUCCAAUCACCACCAUGCCUCCUCGUCUCCCCACCACCACCGUGCGAUCUGCCUUGUCCUGCCGCAUCACGAUCGCGAGGUUCAGCACGAGCAGCGACAAUGCCGUGAUCCAGACUCAGCACGUCCCCGCCCCCGGAUCGGGGAGCAUUCGCGUCCUGCUACUGAACCGACCUAACGCACGCAAUGCCAUCUCGCGAGACCUUCUCAAUGGAUUGGCCAAGAACGUCCAGUCGAUUGCCGCCGAAGGGGGCUCAGGUCCAACCCGGGCCCUCGUCAUCGCCAGCAACGUCGACUCGGCGUUCUGCGCGGGCGCCGACCUCAAGGAGCGCGCGACCAUGUCUCGGGAAGAAACAGCCGAAUUCUUAACUAAUCUCCGAACGACCUUCCGCACCCUCUCGGAACUCCCCAUUCCUACCAUUUCCUCCGUCUCCUCCAUGGCACUCGGCGGCGGACUCGAGCUCGCCCUCUGCACGCAUCUCCGCGUCUUCGGCUCCUCCAGCAUGGUCGGACUUCCCGAGACACGACUAGCGAUUAUCCCCGGUGCCGGAGGUACCUAUCGUCUCCCGAGCCUGAUUGGCGUGAACCGUGCCCGGGAUCUCAUCCUCACUGGACGGCGGGUGUCCGGUCCGGAAUCAUAUUUCAUUGGACUGUGCGAUCGGCUCGUGGAGAUUCUCCCCGAGGAGGAAGCCAAGGAGGGCGUGGCGCGGGAGAAGGUCCUCCGGGAAAGUAUCAAACUUGCGUUGGAUAUCUGUGAGGGCGGGCCGAUUGCCAUCAAGCAGGCCUUGAAGGCUGUGAGUGAGUACCAGCGGGGCGAGGCGGCCGAGAAUGAGGCGUAUCUGGGCGUGAUGGGCACGGAGGACCGGUUUGAGGCUCUCCGGGCGUUUGCGGAAAAGCGGAAGCCUGUGUUCAGGGGGAGAUGA
Aspergillus ibericus CBS 121593 is the source of this 978-nucleotide messenger RNA. Its product is annotated as putative mitochondrial methylglutaconyl-CoA hydratase (Auh). Gene Ontology annotation, molecular function: enoyl-CoA hydratase activity. Gene Ontology annotation, cellular component: mitochondrion. Lineage: Eukaryota; Fungi; Ascomycota; Eurotiomycetes; Eurotiales; Aspergillaceae. The record is from RefSeq and is a predicted model, not a curated record. Gene Ontology annotation, biological process: fatty acid beta-oxidation. The transcript is spliced from 2 exons. Bases 73 to 978 code for a protein of 301 amino acids.